AUGUUUGCACAAGUGACCCCCCUUCUCGGCCUAGUAGCUGCGGCAUCUCUGGCCGUAGCAGGUCCCAUCAAUAUCCUUUUCAAAGACGUUGUGAUUGUGGGUGGUGGUGCUUCUGGUGCAUACGCUGCUGUCCGGCUGCGCGAUGAUUUUCACAAGAGUAUUGCCCUAAUUGAGCAACAGAGCAUGCUAGGAGGGAUGGUGAAUACCUAUGUUGAUCCCAAGACUGGCAUCCCCUAUGACUAUGGCGUCAAGAGCUUCAUCGAUACCGGUAAUGCCACGGGGUUCUUUGAGCGCUUUAACAUCCCUAUGGGAAAGCUCUCGAGUAAAAGGCUCACGACCGAGUACAUCAAUUUCCAAAAUGGCAAUGUGGUCGACUUUACGCCGCCCCCAUUUGCUGAUCAACUCACGGCCUUGGCCAAGUUCCUCGAGGUCGUGGAGCCAUGGGAGCAUCUCAUGCAGCCUGGGUACUACAACUUCCCCCCGCCAGGAGCUAUUCCCGAAGAUCUCCUGAUCCCCUUUGGUGACUUUGCUACCAAGCAUGGUAUCGAGAAAGCCGUACCUCUCAUCUAUCAGACCACCGGCUUCGGACUCGGAAACAUGAGUAAAGAAACGACCCUGUUUGUGCUGCAAGCGUUCGGGGCCUCCAUGGCUCGCUCAAUGCUGGGUAAACAGGCAUCCUUUGUCCCUGCUUCGGGCCGCAAUCAGGAUUUGUAUGAUGCGAUCGGCAAACAUCUCGGAAAGGAUGUCCUGUACUCGAGCACGGUGAUCGACAGCAAACGUACCAAGUUCGGGGUCUUCCUCACCGUCCAGAACAGCCAGACGGGCCAGAUCACUCUCAUCACGGCGCGCCGACUCCUUCUGGCCAUUGAACCAACCGCGGCCAACAUGGCCCCCUUUGAUCUGAACCGGAACGAGCGUACUGUCCUGUCCAAAUUCACCUACACCAACGAAUACGCCGGCAUAGUCAACAACGCGGCCUUUGCCGCCAACCACUCCUACUACAAUCUCCCUGAAUCGGCCGCCCCGAGCAACUAUUUGGCCUUGCCCGACGCCUCUUUUACGUGUCGCAUUGACUACCUUGGUGGAGAUCAUCUGUUCCGACUCACCAUUGUCGGUGACAACGAGCUUGACAGCGCCGGCGCCAAGCGGUUGGUCCAGAAGAACUUCGACACACUGCUCCAGGCCGGACGCUUGUUGGAGUCCGAAUCGGGACAGCAGCUGAACUUUGUGGAUUUUGCUACUCACGGCCCCAUGCACGCCCGAGUAUCCGUUGCCGAGCUUCAGGACGGUUUCUACCAGAAGUUGUACGCUCUGCAAGGCGGGCGCUCGACCUGGUGGACCGGUGGCGCCUUUUCGGUAAAUUUCCAGACCACCUUGUGGGAGUACGACGAGCUUCUGUUCCCGGAGAUCCUCAAGGGACUUUUUUAA
This is a messenger RNA of Aspergillus clavatus NRRL 1, 1428 nucleotides long. RefSeq lists its product as uncharacterized. Gene Ontology annotation, molecular function: oxidoreductase activity. Bases 1 to 1428 code for a protein of 475 amino acids. The record is from RefSeq and is a predicted model, not a curated record. NCBI's taxonomy places the organism in Eukaryota, Fungi, Ascomycota, Eurotiomycetes, Eurotiales, Aspergillaceae. The transcript has 2 exons.